CGGGGAGGCGGCGGCGGCAGGUGGUGCCGAGCAGCCGCAGGACGGAGCCGGAGCCGCAGCCGCCAUUAGACAAUAGGCGCCGGCGGCGGGGCGGCGGGAGCGGAGCGGGGCGAACGGCGCGGCCGAGGCGGGGCGGCCGCGGGGCCGGGGCGGCCGGGCCCGGUGCGGACAAAGGCGGCGGUGCGGGGAGCCGCGGCGGGCUGGGGAGCUAGGCGGCGGCACCACCAGCACCAGCACCACCGGGCCGCUCCGUGCGGGGACCGAGCCGCAGCCUGACAUGAUGUUUCCACAAAGCCGGCACUCGGGCUCCUCUCACCUGCCGCAGCAGCUCAAGUUCACGACCUCUGACUCCUGCGACCGCAUCAAGGACGAGUUCCAGCUCCUGCAGGCCCAAUACCACAGCUUGAAGUUGGAAUGUGACAAACUAGCCAGUGAGAAAUCGGAGAUGCAGCGUCACUACGUCAUGUACUAUGAGAUGUCCUACGGGCUGAAUAUUGAAAUGCACAAACAGGCUGAAAUCGUCAAGAGGCUAAAUGGGAUCUGUGCACAGGUUCUGCCCUACCUUUCACAAGAGCAUCAGCAGCAAGUCCUGGGAGCCAUUGAACGAGCCAAGCAGGUCACGGCGCCAGAACUGAACUCCAUCAUCCGUCAGCUUCAAGCUCACCAACUGUCGCAGCUCCAAGCCCUCGCCCUGCCUCUGACUCCGCUCCCCGUGGGCCUCCAGCCCCCGUCCCUGCCCGCUGUCAGCGCUGGCACAGGGCUCCUUUCCCUCUCGGCCUUGGGCUCUCAGGCUCACCUCUCCAAGGAGGACAAGAACGGCCACGAUGGGGAUGCCCACCAAGAUGACGACGGGGAGAAAUCGGAUUAAAGCGGCCAGGGAGGGGCUGGGGGCGGGGGGAGGGGAGGGCGCCCGCUGGGGGUUGGUGGGGGGGAUGUGGGUUAAUGCAAGAUGCAGUAUCUCUCUCUAGUCGCUGCGCAGCAGAACCGCGGGGGCUGGUGUUUGGUGGCAGCUUGCCAGGCCUGUUCCCACGGGCAGCAGUGCCUGGGGGAUCCCCUCCCCACACUGCCACCCUCCCCCCUCCCCGAGCCCGGGCGGGCUGCUGCGCAGCGAUGCCAUAGCAGUGACCGUGUGGCCGAUUGUGCUCUCCCCGUGCCCAGCCCUGGCUUCCCUGUCCCUGCACCUGCUCCCGAGCCGAGCCACAGCCUAGCCCCGGGUGGCUCUGGGGCCGCUUGCCCCCCGCCUGUCCCAGCUCCUCAGUGCCAUGGGGCUGCCCUCUGCCCGCUGCUCCUCCUUGGUAUUUAAAGCCUCCCCCUGGGUCCUAACGGUCUCUGCACAACCCCCUGCUGGGAUCCCUGCCCUGAAUCCAUCUCCUCCCUCCUUCCCCAAGCGCUCUUGAUCUCGUGGCAUCACCCUGGCCCUUCUUUGCCCCUCCUGCACUAAUACCAGGCUGGCACCUUGCUCUUCUGCAUGUAUCUAUUCUUGCCCAGUCCCCUAGCACCGUGGCAGGACAACGCACUCCAGCCGCCAGGGCUCCUUCUUGGCUUGGGGCUGGAGUGGGGGAGCCUCUGCCACCCGCUCCCCUUUGGCAUAGCAACCUGGCUUUUGGGGGAGGGGGGGUGAAGCCUGGGCAGGGGUGGGGAGCAGGCAGACCCCAGAGCCUUUCCUGGUCCCUUCCAUGCAUCCCUGUCCCCCCAGUGUAGAGGAUACAGCAGCUUUCUCUGUCCUUAUCUCCGUGCUCUAGCGUUGUCUUCUAAAAAAACAAAAAUGGAACAAAAAAAGAGAGAGAGAGGAAUAAAAUAAUCAUCUGGUGUUUGUAUAUAGUCCUUUAGAAAGAUCUUGGUUUGCUUUUUGUGUUAAUCACUUGACCUAUAAUAAGAGGAACUGAAAAAUGCUGUAUCGAGGACGUACAAGCUGUGCCUUUCAAAUAAAGAAAUAAGAAGGUUGGUUAAAA
Pogoniulus pusillus (Red-fronted tinkerbird) is the source of this 1952-nucleotide messenger RNA. It is a transcript of the gene TLE5, whose product is annotated as TLE family member 5, transcriptional modulator. NCBI's taxonomy places the organism in Eukaryota, Metazoa, Chordata, Aves, Piciformes, Lybiidae. The coding region runs from base 278 to 868 and encodes 196 amino acids. The record is from RefSeq and is a predicted model, not a curated record. Gene Ontology annotation, molecular function: protein binding; transcription corepressor activity. The transcript has 7 exons. Gene Ontology annotation, cellular component: nucleus; transcription regulator complex. Gene Ontology annotation, biological process: regulation of DNA-templated transcription; negative regulation of canonical Wnt signaling pathway.